UCACUCUGAAGAAGCUGCAAGAAAUAGCCGCUUUUCGGAUCACAUCGCAUCACAUACCGGGAACAUUCGGUAUCAUGAACAACAUCAGCAACCAGGAUCAUGUGUCCGGUGACAACGAGACCAACUGCGAUCGAAACCAGCAAAUCAAUGAAGCUUCGGACACUACCGUAGGCACCACCGCAGACACCACCGCAGACACCACCUGCAACGACGCCGGCAACAACCAGAGCGGAGAAGAACUGGUGUGGUACUUUUCGUACGGAUCCAACAUGAACCCAGAGGUAUUCGAAACCGUCCGGAAGAUCAAGUGCCUGGACCACAGGGUGUGCUACGUUCCCGGAUACGUCCUGACCUUUACCGAGGGCAUCCUUCCGUACUGGGAGCCUGCCUUUUGUACCUGCGUCAAGCGGGGGGAGAUCCCCCCGCUCCGCAGCAGAAACCGUAACCAAAGCAGCGAUGCAGAUGCAUCUUGUUCCGUCCCAAGGGAACGGGAACGCCCGGACAUUCACGGGGUCGCCUUUCUGAUCACCCGCGACCAGUUCGAGCACCUGCUCGUCACGGAGGGGGGAAUGGGCUUCCAGGAAUACCGGAAGGAUCCCUUUUGGAACGUUGGUGGCUACGGAGUGGAAGAAGUCGGGUGCAUCGAGAUCGAUCCCGUCUUUGGCGACGAAAACGACGACGGCGGCAGAACCAGCGAGGGCACCAGCGAUAGCCAACCUUGCGACGCCCAUCGAAACGAACCAACCGCGGGUUCGUUCGAAAAGAAAGCCUUUUCGGCCCUCACGCUGGUCGGGCUGAUGGGAUCGCGGCAGCGCUACGAUUGCAACGCCAGCCAGCGGUACUGCAACCUGGUGCGGGUGGGGGCCAGGUCCUCCGGCCUGCCGGUCUUCUACCGCGAGUACCUAGAGAGAGAGCACCCGGCCUACUACUGCGCCCUCGACGACCCGGAGCUUCCCGAGCUCAGGUCCCGGGGAAUCGUGCUGGCCAAGAUCCUCUUUGUGGCACUGAGCAUUCCCUGUUUCUUUGGCUACAUGGUGGUCAUGAAAGUGUGUCCUUGGUUCGAGCGCUUUGGCCGUUUUGGGAAGCGGAAGCGGAACCGGGACGGUGGUGGUGGUGGUUCGUUCUCCCCCGGGAGCGCAACGAAUUCUGGCGAUCCCAACACCGUGCGCCGCCCCGGCAGGGGGGUACCGAAAUUCCGGGGAGGUGGCCGUCCGCCGUGGCUGCUGAUGAAGGCCUGUCAUCUCUAUCAGAGCACCGUCGCGGGAAGAAUCCUGCCCGCGAUCUUGUUUGAUUGGUGGGGGAUUCCGUGCGGAUUCCACAACAGCGAACGCGAAGACAACACCCACAACCACAAACGCAGCACCGGCAAAGAUGGGGCAGCCUUCGUUAACGAACACAAGGACAACGAACAAAGUAGCGUUGUCCACAAACCAUGAAGUACUAGUUUGGAUGAUUGAAAUCAAAAACGCAGAGGCGCUAGGAAAGCCAGCGCCACUGCUCUGUGAGGAGCAGUGCUUCUACUUGCCCCAAGGGGGACAAUGUUUGGGAUCAACGAAUACUAGUUGCAGGUGGAAAACACCUGGAAAUAGACCUUGUGCUGGUGGUGGCGUGGAAUUCCUUAUUUUCUGCUCCUCCUUCUCGAGAGGGUCCAAUGUGAGAAUGUGAGUACCGUACCCUAAUUUUGAAAGCUCACACCCACAAGAAGAAGUGACAAAACAGCUCUUGCAUGUAAAAUGACUUGUAGUAGUGGAAGUGGAAUUAGAAGUAAGAGGAUACAAUAUUGUAAUCACUAGUACUGAUUGAUUAUAUUCUCCAUCAAUAAUGAUAGUAUUCUUUU
Molecule: messenger RNA, 1837 nt
Organism: Pseudo-nitzschia multistriata
Lineage: Eukaryota; Bacillariophyta; Bacillariophyceae; Bacillariales; Bacillariaceae
Source: the annotation of a GenBank genome assembly